Molecule: messenger RNA, 1122 nt
Organism: Phoenix dactylifera (date palm)
Lineage: Eukaryota; Viridiplantae; Streptophyta; Magnoliopsida; Arecales; Arecaceae
Product: F-box protein At5g07610-like
Molecular function (GO): protein binding
Source: RefSeq, a predicted model, not a curated record
AUGGCCAUCAUCUUUGAAGACAUUCCAACUAAGAAAGGCCACAAGAAGGAUGGCCCACUCAGCGACGCCGUCCUCGUCAAGAUCCUCUUCCGCCUUCCCCUCGAUACCCUCUGCCGCUUCCGCUGCGCCUCCAAGGCCUUCCGAGACCUCAUCGCCGGCCCCGCCUUCCAAAGCGCCAUGUUCCUCCCCACCGUCCAUGGCCUCCUCCUCCGCACCGCCGCCGCCAGCGGCGGCUACCGGUACAUCCCCACCAACCCCGGCCACAUCAUUCACGCCCUCUUGGCCUCCUCCCUCCUCGCCAUCCCCGGCCACCCGGCCGACAUCGACGUCCUCGACAGCUGCCACGGCCUCCUCCUCUACCGCACCUUCUCCCACCCCGACCUCUACAACGUCUACAACGUCACCACGCGCCAGCACCUCGUCCUCCCACUCCCCUUCCUCGUCGCUGGCCUCGACGUCGCCGGCAUAGCCUUCGACCCCCGCCGCUCGCGGCACUUCAAGGUAGUCCUCAUCUCCAAGCCAGCCUUCAAGUCUCGCCGGGCCUUCGAGGUCUACUCGUCGGAGCGGGGGAGCUGGUUCAAGCCCCGGGUGCCCGUCGAGCUCGUCGACGGCCUCCCGGUCCUUCCACCAAAGAAGCCGGUCUUCGUCGCCGGCAAGCUGCACUUCGAAGCGCUGCAGGGGAAGCUGCUGAGGUUCGAUUUCAAGAAGGAGAUCUUCGACGUGCUGCCGCUGCACCGGGACUGCGUGGUGGACGCAGCCUGGCGAAGAUUCGGGGAUUGCGGGGGCAGCCUAUACCAUGCGGAGUACGAUUGCAGCAGACUUCGGCUGAGGGUGUGGAGGCUGGACGUGCACGAGAGGUGGGUGCCGACGUACAGUGCAGUCUUCCCGCCGUGGUGCACCAUCAAGGCGUUCCACCCGGCCGUAGAGGGGUAUGUCAUCCUGAGUAGCUUCGACGGGAUAUAUUGGUGCCAUCUUUGCACGCCGUUCGUAGCGGCGGGGAUUUGCAGAUUUGCGCAUGAGAAUGAAUCGCGGAAGGUGGGGGAGGUGUUCCUGAUAAUGCCCAACUUCCUCUACUCCUUCCCAGGGCCAGACCGGUGGUGGUGCUUCUCUCCUAAAAGCUAA